GAGUGAACUUUAUCUCAAUAUCAUAUUAUAUUAAAUAUAAAUAUCCCACCAAGAAAAAUAAAAAAUCUAAACUUGAUUCAGUUCAUCGAUGGCUCCUUCUUCAGUUGCAGCUGUAGGUUCAGAAACAGAGGUGUUCGCCAUUGGAAAGCAUGAAACAAAGCUCGUAAAACCAGAAGAAGAAAUCACUCCAAAGCCUUUGUUGAUAUUUACACCAUUAGAAGAAGGAGAAUUCCCAGUUCUGGUUUUACUCCAUGGUUAUCUUCUCUAUAACUCCUUUUAUUCCCAGCUCAGUCAUCACAUCGCCUCCCAUGGCUUCAUCAUCGUCGUUCCCCAGUUAUAUUCAGUCACAGGACCCGAUGCAACUAAAGAAGUCGAGUGUGUAGCUGAAAUAACUAAUUGGCUACCUGAAGGACUUCAACAGUUCCUCCCAUCUCAAGUAAAACCAAACCUAAAAAAGCUAGGAUUGGCUGGCCAUAGCCGUGGAGGAAAAGUCGCAUUUGCCCUUGCUCUAAACAAGCUUAACACGAAGUUAAAUUUGAAAUUUUCUGCACUGAUUGGAAUCGGUCCUGUUGAUGGAAUGGACACAGGGAAGCAAACUCCACCAAAGGUGCUCACUUAUGUUCCACAUUCGUUUAACCUUGAAAUGCCAGUUAUGGUUAUUGGUUCAGGUCUUGGUGAAGUCAGGAAAAACCUGUUGUUCCCAGCUUGUGCGCCAAAAGGGGUAAACCAUGAGAACUUUUACAGUGAAUGCUGUAAACCGGCUUGUUAUUUUGUAGCGAAAGAUUAUGGGCAUCUUGAUAUGCUUGAUGAUGAGACGAAAGGGAUUAGAGGGAAGACUACUCAUUGUUUGUGUAAGAAUGGGAAGUCUAGGGAACCUAUGAGGAGAUUUGUUGGAGGGGUUGUGGUUGCUUUCUUGAAAGCUUAUUUUGGUGGGGAUUUAAGUUAUUUAACGGGUAUAAACGAUGAUGGAAGUGCACCUGUUUUGCUCCAGAAGGUUGACUUUAUGCUUUGAAAUUUGUGGUCUAUCGUAGUAA
Messenger RNA from Lactuca virosa, 1034 nucleotides. The record is from the annotation of a GenBank genome assembly. NCBI's taxonomy places the organism in Eukaryota, Viridiplantae, Streptophyta, Magnoliopsida, Asterales, Asteraceae.